UCACGGAAUUGGUCAAGUUGAUAGAACAGAAGUCAAAGCAGAAUUUACUGAAUGAACAUGAAAAUGAAUUUAGAGAUAAAAUCGUAGAAAAUGAACUAAGUAAUGAUUUUGAAUCGAUAAAGUUUAAGGGCAAUGAUGAUGUAAAUAUAGGGUGUGAAAUAAAGGAUGUAAAGUUUAUAAGGUUUAUGGAUGUGAAGAAUAAUACCAAAGGAUAUGAGAAAGUUAAUCGAUGGGAAAUUGAAAGAAAUAAAUUGAAAAAAAAAAGAGGUCUGGAUACGAAACUUACCCUAAUAAUUCUGCCUGACAAAGAAAGCAGUGAUAAAGCUAAGAAGAAUAAUGAAGAUGCAGAUUUGGAGAAUUUGAUUGACUGUUUACUUGGAAAUCUUAAAAACUUGAAUACCCAAAUUAAAGGAAAUUGA
This is a messenger RNA of Dentiscutata erythropus, 419 nucleotides long. NCBI's taxonomy places the organism in Eukaryota, Fungi, Glomeromycota, Glomeromycetes, Diversisporales, Gigasporaceae. The record is from the annotation of a GenBank genome assembly.